GAGCAGCAAAAAUAUCGUUUAGAUGGCCGGGAAUGUUCUUUAACGUCUGGUAUACAGAGCAAUAUAAUAAUUUUUGGUGUAUAGUGCCCGAAAAUUUGCUAAAACUUUUAAUGAGCUCCAUGCGCGCAACGUUCACAGUGGAGGUCUGCAAACAGCCCACGAGAGUCCGUCAAAUAACAAGAUCAGCCUAAACACAAAAAAGAGGCAUAUGUAAUAUCGAAAAGUAGUGAACAAUACCGUUUCAAAAUGGCAGAUGAUCCACAGGUAGCGAAUGAAGCACAGGAAUCCACGAGAGAAUCGAUCACAGCAAAGAAGGGAUCCUUGACUCUCGCGUUCCUCGCUCUUCUUUGUUUUGGAGCUGGGGUGUUCAUCUUUGGAGCAGUGAUUUUCCUAAUCAUUCGAGAAAGGUGUAAUGAUUGCAAGCAGAGCUCAUUGGGAAAGAGUUUGUCUAUUGUUGCCUUUUCGUCGAUUGUCUUCGGUUUUGGCUUCCUGGGAGGUUAUUGCAAGAGAUCCAAAAAGUGCUUCACCCGUCCAGUUGCUGAGUUAGUUGUUGUCUCUGCGAUUCCAGCAGAAAAUCUGGAAAAAUCGCCUGCUCCUGUUCUGCAAGAUAACCAUGUUUCCCCACGUCAUUUGAACAUGAGUUCAGCCUCAGAUUUGCCUGAUUAUUUUACUGCCAUCAGAAAUAUUGAUGGUUUAUAUUCAGCUGCAGACGCCGAAGUUCGGUCGGAAGAUAUCCCCAAAACCCCGCCACCAUGUUAUGAAGAAGCGCUUAAAAUGCCUGCUUUAGCUAAUACGACAAUCUAAAAGGAUACGAGCAAUUUCAAAGAAGGAGUCAUCGAAAGUGAAGAAAUAAGCCUGGGAUAACUCUUAUCUCUUCAUUUCACUUCUUCAUAUUAUAUUUUGACCGUCCUACUUUGUAGAUUUUUAUCAAUUUUCGCGUGACUUAUGUUUUUUUUUAUUUGCGUACCAAACAUGCUAGGUCAAAGGUUAGCAAAAAAAGGUUAAAAAAAAUCAAGUAUUGACAAAAAGGUGAUUGAAUAGGCUUGCGGUUAGCACGCGCACAAAGGUGCACUUACUAAUGAUUAUUUUUUUAAUUCCAAAGAACGGUUCGCGCGUUUAAAAACGUGGAACUUGUCUCUUUGUAAAUGGUCCGAACUGUUCCCUGACGUACUGGAACCAAGCACCAGGAUAAAGUCGAUGAGGGACUAUGGAUACAGAGAUACUUCGCAACGAAGCAAUGAUAUCCAUUUUCUAUUAAUUUAUCAUCCACGUUAGGAUAACUGAGUAAUAUGCACUCUUCUGUUUUAAGAUGAACGCAUGUUAAGUUGUGUCUCAGCACAGGUAACCCACACUCGCACAAUGAGCCUCUUUAAAUAUGUAAAUAUAUCUUAGGAUUUGUAUCCGAAUGAACGGCCCCAUUAUCAAGCCAAAAACUGAACUUAUUUUGAAUAUAAACGAGGUAGCCUCCUUUUUGUGCAUUUUGUAAGUUUUCUGGGCUGAUUUACGACAGUUUACCUCGAGAGUUUUAAGUCCCCGUUUUUUUCUCUAUACAUAAAACUUUGAUAUAUUCAUUUUCAUAUUUUUCGGAGGCUCAAAGUGCAAGCAUGGGCUUGCUGUGGUCGCACGAAGUUGAAACUAUUAAUAAAGUUUAAACUCGAAGUCUUUCUUUCUUGACGUGACGUCACACUUUGAUUCACGGAUGACUUCCUGUUUGAUUUCAAAGCAAACAAAGUCUCAAUUA
Messenger RNA from Pocillopora verrucosa, 1741 nucleotides. NCBI's taxonomy places the organism in Eukaryota, Metazoa, Cnidaria, Anthozoa, Scleractinia, Pocilloporidae. The record is from RefSeq and is a predicted model, not a curated record.